ACACCGACUCACCGUCUGAAGUCGUUUCUGUCCGUUGCGAAGUGACAAGCUGUACGGACCCAAGCCAUCACACCGGGGGAGGAAGCCUUUUUACCUUCUGAACCGGCCAUGGUGCUAACACGCGGAGUAACAACUACCACAGCAGCAAGGCAGCAACGCACGGAACUGAUCAAAGACAGGGGGAAGAGUUUGGAUGAACACCACUACGGUACGCGAUAAAGCUCAAAAGUCGUACGUUUGCUUUUUUCCCCCCUCCUCGACUCGUUACGAGCAGUGUGAAAAUGUCUGCCACUCGGUAUCGUCGGUUUUUGAAGCUGUGUGAAGAGUGGCCCCGGUAUCAGACCAAGGGAGGCCACGAUUUAGGGACGGUUCUGCGGCAAAGAGUCGCUUCUGCCUUCCGUGAGGGUGAAAACACGCAGAUCUCGGAUCCAGAGAAAUGUGAUCAGAUGUAUGAAAGUUUGGCCCGGAUCAAUGGCAAUGUAUACAGAGAACGAUUUCCUCGUGUAAGAGACACAAGUUUUACUGGCGUCACUGUAGAAGAAUGUAGACUAUUUUUGUCAGAGAGUAUUCAACGGGUGGAUGAAGACAAAAAGGGGCUGUGGAAGACAGUAAUGGAAAGAUUUUCCAAAUCACCCGAAGACGCUCCAGAGAAGGCUCCUGAAAAAUAACUAUUUUAAUAUUGCAUGUAUAGAAAUUAACAUUGUUUAGAAAUAAAUUUUGUUGUUGGCA
This is a messenger RNA of Solea solea (common sole), 729 nucleotides long. RefSeq names its product ubiquinol-cytochrome-c reductase complex assembly factor 2. The record is from RefSeq and is a predicted model, not a curated record. NCBI's taxonomy places the organism in Eukaryota, Metazoa, Chordata, Actinopteri, Pleuronectiformes, Soleidae. Gene Ontology annotation, cellular component: mitochondrial matrix. Gene Ontology annotation, biological process: mitochondrial respiratory chain complex III assembly. The transcript has 4 exons. Bases 282 to 668 code for a protein of 128 amino acids.